CGGGGGCGUCACCAGUGGCAGCCUGUUGCUUUCGAUCAAUACACCCCAGUCCGAUAUCCUGCCACCGAGUGCCUUCCUCAAUUUAUAACCUUCUCGUAUAAACGACUGCGAGUCACAGCAGCAGGAAAAUGGUCUAAGAGCUAGGCAGAGCCUCCGAGACCUCUCACCCGGACGAAGUUCCGGGAGAAAGCGCUGCAGGAAGGUCGUACAGUUUGGACUUCGGAUGCCACCACCUGUCAGGGUUGAGCCAUACGGACGAGGCAGUCUCCGGCGAGUGGGAGAUGUUGCUGUUCGAAUGCUGGAGAGAAGGCGACCUCUUCUUGAACGCGGGGGAACACCUAGUGACUGAUCUAUAAGUUCUUGUUAUGAGUGAGAGCCGUGUGUUGUGACAGAGGCAGAGCGUGGAGGGCAGGAGUGUUGGAAAUACAUGGAUGAACCAGCUGUGUCUAACACCUGCUGACAGAUGCAGCAGCCACAAGAACCUAACGUCGAAAAUGUAUCUCAAACGUCCAAUGAACUUCUGUGAUAAUUGAAAAAAAUUAACUUCCGGACGAAUUUAAUUUAGAAUAACAUGAAAAUGGCUCCAGGUACCAGAGCGGGUGGUGUCGAUGGGCGCCCUUCCCAGGCAGGCCGCUAGCCAGGCCGCUAGUGAGACGGGAUUCUAGUGAGGCAGGCCUAGGGGAGUCGUGACCAACAACACCCAAUUGGGAGCACAGGCGCGCCUGAUCCCGCACCCACUCCCACCACGCAAGCAUCCCCAACACCAGCCUCAUGUUUGACGGAACCCCCCCCAACGUCAUCACCCCUGACGCCAUGACGGAGGGGCGCAGGUACAGCAUGCUGGAGCAGGCGAUCGCCAUGGCGGGCGCGCUCAGCGACGAACCGGACUUCUCCACCUUUGAGAACAAGACGGGUCUAGCGGAGGACAUGAAGUUCCUGGCGUCCAUGCCGGAGCUGUGUGACGUGACCUUCCUGGUGGGGGACACGCGAGAGCCCGUCUGUGCUGUGAAGGCUGUGCUGGCCGCCCGCAGCAGGGUGUUCCACAAGCUGCUCUACAACUCAUACUCGCCCCAGAAGAAGAAGGAACCAAUGAGCCGGGAGAAGAAAAUCAAACUGUUUCUUAAGAGGUCUUCCGAACCCUUGAUGAACCUGCAGGGCCAGCAACAAGGCAGACAGGGACGCUCCGGCUACACUCACAAGCUGGACACCAUUCCUGAGCCACAAGGAAACGUCCACCAAACCCUUAUCGUGGAGGAAUUUGAGCCAGACGUCUUCAGACAGCUGAUUGAAUACAUCCACACUGGCUGCGUAACUCUGCAACCACGCACUCUCCUGGGGUUAAUGAACGCGGCGGACUACUAUGGCCUUGACGAGCUGCGUAAGGGUUGCUCAGGAUUCGUGCAAUGUUGCAUCAACGUGGACACUGUAUGUGCCCUAUUGGCGUCCGCUGAGCGCUAUAUUCAGUAUAAGUGCACCAAGUCCAUGGUGCAGAAGGUGCUGGAGUUCGUUGACGAACACGGGAACGAGGUGUUGAACCUGGGCUCCUUCACCCUCCUCCCCCAGCACGUCGUCAGACUCAUCAUGGCCAGGGAAGAGCUACGCGCAGACGAGUUCACCAAGUUCCAGGCUGGUCUGAUGUGGUCGAAGAAGCACUGCGACAAUCAACCCAAUACCGAUCUCAAGGAGGUGAUAGGGAACUUCCUCGAGUAUAUCCAGUUCUACAAAAUCCCCGCCAAUAUCCUCAUGAAGGAGAUCCAUCCACUAGGACUCGUUCCUUACCACAUUAUCAUGAAUGCUCUCGCUUACCAGUCGGAACCCCCUUGAAACAUGUGGCUAAUUCCUCUAAGUGGUGGGGGGUGGGCCUGCACUUCGGCUUACCCCACUUGUAGAUUGAAAGGUAGGGUAGGCUUGUACUGCGGCCUGCCUCACACGUAGGUUGAGGUGGGGGUGCAUCAGCACUUUGGCCUACCCCUACUCGUAGGCUGAGGAGAGGCUGGGAGGGCCUGCACUCAUCCUACUUCACUCUGGCCAACUUCAACACGGCCCCCCCCAUCUUACCUUCCGUGACCAGAGACUAAGUUCUCCACUUUCUCAUCUUGACUGAACACAGAAUCAAGUUACCACUGAUUGUAUAUGCAUUUAGAUGUAUAAUAUAUUCUUUGUAAAUUUAAGUCAUAUGGUGCACAUUAUUAAGGUACAAAUUUGUUGAAAAGAUUUCUAUUAUCUCAAGUGUCUUAAAUAAAUAAUUAUGAUAAAGAAUUAAAAAACAUAAGAAAUUGUAUUCAUGAUUUCAUUUUAUAUUGGACACGAUGUAGGCAAUUGUCAUAGGUUAGCGGGUCAUCUCAUAAGACUUCGUUCUGAAGCAACUGUUCUGAACGCUAUGUGUAUACUUAUGUUGUCUGUUUUAAUUAUUGAUGUUUAUAAUAAUAAUACAAAAAUUUAAUAUUUCCUUAUCAGGUUCCACUUGACUAACUUUAUACGUUAUUGUUUCACUUGAUUUAUUUGAGCUUAAAUUUACUCAUUUCGUCUACUCUACUCAUUCAUGUCUAACUUGACUCCUUCAUGCCUAAAUACACUCAUUCGUGUCUAACUUGAUUGACUCGUGUCUAGCUCGACUAAUUUGUGUCUAACUUGACCCAUUUAUGUCUAACUUUGCUCUUUCGUUUCUUAUUUCAAUCUUUUGUGUCUAAGUAGAUUCAUUUUCGUCUAAUUUAAUUAAGUUAUGUUUAACUUAUUUCAUUUGUGUGUAACUUGAUCCAUUUGUGUCUAACGUGAUUCAUUUGUGCCUAACUUGACUCAUUCGUGUUCAACUUGAUUCAUUUGUGUCUAACUUAAUCCAUUUGUGUCAAACUUUAUGAAUUUGUAUCUAACUUGAUUCACUUGUGACUGACUUGGUCCAAUUUUGUCUAAUUUGACUCAUUUAAGUCUAACUUGAUCCAUUUCUAUGUAACUUUAUUCAUCUGCGUCUAACUUCAUUCAUCUGUAUCUAACUAAAUUCAUUUAUAUUUAUCUUGAUCCAUUUGUGUCUAACUUGACACAUUUGUGUUUAACUUGACACAUAUGUGUCUAACAUGAUUCAUUUCUAACAUUUAAAGAUUUAUGAUGUUUAUAAAUAAUGAAUUUGAUUGAUCAGAUGAUUGUGUCUGAAGUUUGCAUAUAUUUAUAACAUAAUUAAACAUAUUGUUAAAGCUAAUUUUUGUAUUCGAAAGUUUACAUGGAGAGUUAACAUAAUGAGCUCUUAUCACACACUGUCACUCGGAGUUCCUGGCAUGCACUGCCACUCACAGUGAGCUCCUGUCAUGCCCUAUCACUCACAUUGAGCUCAUGUAGUGCAAUGUCACUCACAAUGAGAUCCUGUCAUGCAAAGCCAUUCGAACGGAGUUCCUGUUAUGCACUGUCACUCACAAUGAGCACCUGUCAUGCACUCUCACUCGCAGUAAGUUUGGAGAUUAAAAUUGGCAAUAUUCAUUAAUUGUAAUAUUUUUAUACACUAUUUUCCGUCUCAUUAAAUUAACACUGAUAUAUGCACUACACUCACCUACAGUGCACUACACUCACCUACAGUGCACUACACUCACAGUGCACUAUACUCACCUACAGUGCACUACACUCACCUACAGUGCACU
Messenger RNA from Procambarus clarkii (red swamp crayfish), 3626 nucleotides. It is a transcript of the gene gprs, whose product is annotated as speckle type BTB/POZ protein. The record is from RefSeq and is a predicted model, not a curated record. Gene Ontology annotation, molecular function: protein binding. NCBI's taxonomy places the organism in Eukaryota, Metazoa, Arthropoda, Malacostraca, Decapoda, Cambaridae.